Messenger RNA from Xylaria bambusicola, 845 nucleotides. Its product is annotated as UPF0041-domain-containing protein. The record is from RefSeq and is a predicted model, not a curated record. The coding region runs from base 318 to 686 and encodes 122 amino acids. Gene Ontology annotation, cellular component: mitochondrial inner membrane. NCBI's taxonomy places the organism in Eukaryota, Fungi, Ascomycota, Sordariomycetes, Xylariales, Xylariaceae. Gene Ontology annotation, biological process: pyruvate import into mitochondria. The transcript has 3 exons.
CGUUCACUACAUGUCGCGUGCAAUACUUAGGUAGGCGAUGUAGAAGAUCUGAUUGGAUCUGAUUAGCCACUCAUAGGACCAGGCCAGUGGUCCAGUGUACAGCGGUACCUAUCAGAAGCCGGACCCGCAGUUUAGCUUCGGCCUUUCCCCAUUGUAAAAUUUCCCAACGGAAUCUUUAGUAAUCUUGCCGAUUGACUCCGGCCCCCAGAGCGCAACCCACGAUCACGACGCAACGGCUGUUUUCCUCACAAAGCCUACAACGUCUUACCCAAACGUCUCGCCAAUUGCCCGCAAUACGUGCUUAGCGAACUCAUAAGAUGGCCGCCUUCGUCAAAGCGAUUAAUGCCAAGAUCAGGUCAAACCCGACCGUCAGCUACUUCUGCUCAACGCACUUCUGGGGUCCUGUGUCGAACUUUGGUAUUCCUGUAGCGGCGGUAGUAGAUGCACAAAAGUCGCCAGAGCUCAUCUCCGGGCACAUGACCCUCGCCCUCUGUAUCUAUUCGGCAACAUUCAUGCGAUAUUCCCUCGCCGUCACCCCUAAGAACUACCUACUCUUCAUGUGCCACUUCAUCAAUGAGGGUUCCCAGCUCACGCAGGGAUACCGAUAUCUGAACUGGCACCACUGGGGUGGCAAGGAACAGGCUGCUUCCGUGACCGAGAAAGUCAAAGAGGCCGUUACAAAAUAAAUAUAACUUUCCCUAUGAAUGCCGAGCACUGUUGAGGAGGUAUAACUGAGGCGCAAAGUCAGUAGAAAAACAGAGAAGAGACGUCAUUGGAAAGCGGGCAAGCUACAAGAUUACCAACUCAUUCGGAUGGUGUUUUAGGGGGACCUUAGAGGGAGAUGU